CAGAACAAGGCAGGGCAGACGAAGAAGAAGAAGAUUUCUGGUCACGUGGUUAGUGUUGGACCAGGAAGAGACGGAAAAUCCACCAAAACAAAUCGAGGCUCCAAUUUUCCGGGAUCGUUUGGAAACAUAUUCGUAUUGACAUGGAUGAAACACUAUUCCAGCUAAAGUUCACUUCCAAGCAGCUUGAGCGUCUGGCCAAGAAGGCGGAGAAGGAGUCUGAGAAGGAGCAGGCGAAGGUCAAGAAGGCUCUGCAGCAGAAGAAUGUGGACGUAGCUCGAGUCUACGCAGAAAACGCCAUCAGGAAAAAGAAUGAAGGUCUGAACUGGCUGCGCAUGGCGUCCAGAGUCGACGCCGUGGCGUCCAAGGUCCAGACGGCCGUCACCAUGAAACAGGUGACUAAGAACAUGGGUCAGGUGACCAAGGCUCUGGACAAAGCUCUUCACUCCAUGGACCUCCAGAAAGUCUCCGCAGUCAUGGACAAGUUCGAAAGCCAAGUCCAGAACCUGGACGUCCACACUUCGGUGAUGGAGGACUCGAUGAGCUCGGCCAUGACGCUGACCACCCCCCAGGAGCAGGUGGACGACCUGAUCCACCAGGUGGCGGAGGAGAGCGGCCUGGAGGUGAUGGACCAGCUCAGCCAGCUUCCGGCCGGAGCCACCUCCAUAGGAGCAGAGAGCUCCAGGAGCCAGGACAAGGAGGACCAGCUGUCCCGACGGUUGGCCGCUCUGAGGAACUGAAGGAGACUUUCAUCACCACCAGAGCUGUGUGUGUUUCUAUCGAACUGUUUCUACCGGGAGGAUUUAACGAGACUAUCGAUUACCACCACCCACCCCCCCCCCCCCCCCCCCCUUCCUCCACCCACCCUCCUCCUCCUCCA
Mugil cephalus (flathead mullet) is the source of this 877-nucleotide messenger RNA. It is a transcript of the gene chmp1a, whose product is annotated as charged multivesicular body protein 1A. The transcript has 7 exons. The record is from RefSeq and is a predicted model, not a curated record. The coding region runs from base 141 to 737 and encodes 198 amino acids. Lineage: Eukaryota; Metazoa; Chordata; Actinopteri; Mugiliformes; Mugilidae. Gene Ontology annotation, cellular component: ESCRT III complex; multivesicular body. Gene Ontology annotation, biological process: late endosome to vacuole transport; protein transport; endosome transport via multivesicular body sorting pathway.